AUGUCGGAUUUUGGAGAAGAUGAAAUAAUUGAUUACGAAUCGUUGCCAUCAUCAUCACCGGUAUCGCACCAAUUGAUGGCUGGUGCAUUUGCAGGUAUAAUGGAGCAUUCUAUAAUGUUUCCCAUCGAUGCAAUUAAAACAAGAAUGCAAUCAGAAACACUUGGUGCCAAAGUUAAUAACAGUAAGGCUAUUAUGCAACGCAGCAGUUUAUUAAAAUCAAGUAUAAUUAAAACUAUAGCAUCCAUAGCUACCACAGAAGGUUCAAUGUCCUUAUGGAGGGGUGUACAAUCUGUUAUACUUGGUGCAGGCCCAGCACACGCAGUUUAUUUUGCAACUUACGAAAUUGUAAAGGAAAAAUUGACAAAUAAGUACAUUUAUAAUAAUAAUAAUAAUAACAAGGAUCAACAAUAUAUGGCGCCUUUAAUAACAGGUUUUAGUGGUAUGUGUGCUACUGUUGCUGCCGAUGCACUAAUGAAUCCAUUCGAUACAAUUAAACAAAGAAUGCAAUUAGUUGCCGCAUCAAAGGAACAAUCCUCUCCAUUGGAAUCAAAUGAAAAAUCUUCUAAACUAAAUGCUCAAGUAAAACCAAAAAACGACAGAAUGCUUAGUGUAGCUUCCAAAAUAUACAAAAACGAAGGAUUCUUAGCAUUUUAUUACUCAUAUCCAACUACAAUUGCAAUGAAUAUUCCAUUUGCAGCACUAAAUUUUAUAAUAUAUGAAUCUACUACUAAAUAUUUCAAUCCUUCAAACACAUACAAUCCGUGGAUACACUGUUUGUGUGGUGGUAUCAGUGGUGCCACUUGUGCUGCCAUAACCACCCCAUUAGACUGUAUUAAGACUGUUUUACAAGUACGUGGUAGUGAACAAGUUACUCAACCCGUUUUUAAAGAAGCGGCUACUUUAAAGAAGGCUGCAAGUGCCAUAUACAAAGUUUUUGGUUGGAAAGGUUUUUGGAGAGGUUUAAAACCAAGAGUUAUUAGUAAUAUCCCGGCCACUGCUCUUUCAUGGACUGCUUAUGAAUGUGCAAAACAUUUUUUAUAUAAUAAUUCAAUUACUAACAACAUUUGA
Messenger RNA from Saccharomycodes ludwigii, 1068 nucleotides. RefSeq lists its product as uncharacterized. NCBI's taxonomy places the organism in Eukaryota, Fungi, Ascomycota, Saccharomycetes, Saccharomycodales, Saccharomycodaceae. The coding region runs from base 1 to 1068 and encodes 355 amino acids. Gene Ontology annotation, cellular component: mitochondrial membrane. The record is from RefSeq and is a predicted model, not a curated record. Gene Ontology annotation, biological process: iron import into the mitochondrion. The transcript has a single exon. Gene Ontology annotation, molecular function: ferrous iron transmembrane transporter activity.